CGGCGUCGUUCCAUUUCUUUCCCAAUCUACAUUUCCACAUUCACUGCACAAAGUCACGAACGCUAUCAAAAAAGUCUCUCGGAAAUGGCAGCUCAUUCUGUAACCAGUCUUCAAUGGAAAACACAUUCAAUAAUCAAUCAAAGACCCAAUCUUCGAAAGACUAUACACAAAUCUCAAUUGCCUCAUUCUCUUAAAUCCUACACUUCAUUAAACCAUUCUACCUUCUUAAAAAACUGUUCUUUGCAAUCCUCAAUUCCCAGUCCCCACGUAUCCACGCGCCGCCCCGUCUCCGCCACAGUCCUCUCCAGCCUACCUACUGCGAAUCCAGAGAGAUUUGUUUCUGCUGAUAAAGUUCCAAAGUGGUCAUGGAGGGCGAUUAAGGCAUUUGCUAUGUCUGAAUUGGAGGCAAGGAAGCUCAAGCAUGCAAAUACUGGGACUGAGUCCCUUCUUUUGGGAGUCUUAAUUGAAGGGACUAAUCUAGCUGCAAAGUAUUUAUGGACAAACGGAAUUACUCUUCUCAAAGUGCGUGAAGAAAUUGUUAAGUUACUUGGAAAGGCUGACAUGUACUUUUUCCCUCCUGAGCAGCCUCCUUUGACAGAAUCAGCUCAAAAGGCCCUUGAUUGGGCUGUUGAUCAUAAGCUAAAAUCUGGGAAUACUGGGGAAGUUACAACAACUGAUUUACUUCUUGGUAUCUGGUCAGAAGUGGACUCCCCAGGUCACAAGGUAUUGGCUACACUUGGCUUCAAUGACGAGAAAGCCAAAGAGCUGGAGUCUUUAAGUUCUGGACCUGGGUUUGUAGAUGGAUGAGGCCUUCAGUGUUCUUUAUGAGCAGUGACGUGUUAUUUAUAAUCAGAGAUUGAUAGAGGAUGGUAAUCUGCGUGUCUGAAAUUGCACACCUGUCAUUCUUGCAUGGAAAUUUUGGGGAAGUAGCAGAAGUUGGCAAUUGUAUCCUCAAUGAGCUGUAUAAGUUGCUUUCCACCUGGCUAAUUGAAUAAAUGGAAAUUUCUGGAUUUUCUUAA
Molecule: messenger RNA, 1019 nt
Organism: Ricinus communis (castor bean)
Lineage: Eukaryota; Viridiplantae; Streptophyta; Magnoliopsida; Malpighiales; Euphorbiaceae
Product: ATP-dependent Clp protease ATP-binding subunit CLPT2, chloroplastic
Exons: 5
Coding region: 85-807 (240 amino acids)
Source: RefSeq, a predicted model, not a curated record